Messenger RNA from Malania oleifera, 1896 nucleotides. RefSeq lists its product as uncharacterized. The record is from RefSeq and is a predicted model, not a curated record. The coding region runs from base 348 to 1652 and encodes 434 amino acids. Lineage: Eukaryota; Viridiplantae; Streptophyta; Magnoliopsida; Santalales; Ximeniaceae. The transcript has a single exon.
AGCAAAAGAGAGAACACGCUCACAGACACAGCGUGCGCGUCAUUUCAAAUUUGAGCGGAAAGAGGAAUUGGCGGAACAUAUUAGGGUUUUGGAGAAACCCAGAGAGAGAGAGAGAGAUUUGACUGGGGGGUUUGGGGUUUUGGCGAGUAGCGGAGAGAGAUAUCGUUAAUUUCUAGCUUCCUCCAAUUGCAAUUCCAAACCCCCACGAAGCAGCAGUGCUCGCCGAUCAUCAAGUUAAUGAAGCAGAACCGAAGCGGCAGUGCUUGCCAUUCUGUUCCGCUUCUGAUGAUCACCCUCCUUAUCCAUCUCCCUUGAUUCCUCUUUUUAAUUCCUGCUGGUAUUUCGGGAUGGAAGAGGAUGUUGGAAGGUUCUUGGAAAGGAACAUGGGGAGGAAGAGACGAUUCUCAAAUUCUAUUCAUGCUGAGAAACCCAAGAAGUCCUGUAAGUUUUCGGAUUCAAAAAACAGGGUUUUGCCUUCAUCCCAACCAAAUCUCUGUAAAUUUUGUGGAAAACGGUUUCGAUCGAUGAGAGCUCUGUGCGGACACAUGAGGUGCCACUCUAACAAAUACAGGGCCUCCAAUGGAUCAUCGAUUCGUUUAGAACAGAAACUGGGCUUUCUUCUUGAUGGCCAAUCUAACGGCCAGACUGCGGUUCCGAUUCGUAGAAAACGUUCGAGGAGGGCAGGGUGCAGAGUCCCUGCAACUCCUUUCAUUGAUUUUAAUUAUUCUUCAUCCAUUUCUGAGAUAGGCGAAGAAGAAGAAGAAGAAGAGGGAGCUAUGAGUUUGCUUAUGCUUUCUUGUGGAAUGGGCAAUGAAAGCAGGUUUAAAUCACUGACUGACUCUUUCGACUAUACUAAUGGCUAUGGAUUCGACGAUACUCCGUGUCCGAUGGUGUUUCCAAUGGGAGUGGGCAAUUGGGGAAGGUUUCUCAAGAAGGAAUAUGAUUCUACUGAACCCAAGAUGUCUGAAUUGGAAGAUGGGACUAAAAAGGAAUUCGGUAACGGGAGAAUGGAAACCCUCCUAGCUGCGUUGGAUAAGGAUAUGAUGACUGGACGCGAAGUGCAUCCAACUAAUUUGGAAUCCGUGGAGACCAGUUCGAGAAAGAAAGCCAAGCUUGAUGAUACUUGUCAUCCUGAAUUAAGGGGAAAUUGUUGCAGUAAGACAAAAUAUGUUGCUUCUGAUUCUGAAAUGGUUGAUAAUCCACAGGAAGGAGGGAAUUACACUUGGUGGACCUUCCACAAGGGCCUCCGUUCCCAGCGGCCGUUCAUGAGUCGCAGGAAAAGCCACAAGACAGUUAAAACUUGCCCUGCUUCCGACACCCGUAGCUGUAGGAAGAGCAAUGAGAAUUCAAUUGAGCAUCGAGUGGGUGGAAUGACUGUGGGAGGUUAUUACAUGGAGAAGAGUGAGGGGCACCAGUGCUCAAUUUGCUUCAAGGUGUUCCGAUCAGGGCAAGCUUUGGGUGGUCACAAGAGGACUCAUUUUCUUGGGAAUUCUGAAACCACCGUGCAGCAGAUGGUAAGAAAUCAAGAGGUUUCCAAAGUUGAUGAAGUCUUUAAUCUUAAGAAAGAGGCCAAUGACCAUGUGGUGUUCAAGCACUGUUGGGCAGGAAGUAAUCUUGAGCUCAAGCCACUUAUGGUUCUGAUCUCUAGCUGAAAAAAUUAGCUUUUGACGGCUGCAAAAAUAAAGUUGUCUAUAUGUAGAGCGAAAAUUUGCUUUUAUAUAUCUGUUUUGCAGCAGCUAUUAUCAUAUUUCUCGCCUACGUUGUGUUUGAUUUGGAAAAAUUUCCAUUACAAAAUUUAAUCCGGAAUUUCAUUUUGUAAUUGAAAUUUUGUCCCCUUGCAUUGUAUCACUCAUCGAACUAUUAAUGAGAAUAAAGGAGCAGCAUUCUCUUGGUUAA